This is a messenger RNA of Chenopodium quinoa (quinoa), 3023 nucleotides long. RefSeq lists its product as uncharacterized. Lineage: Eukaryota; Viridiplantae; Streptophyta; Magnoliopsida; Caryophyllales; Amaranthaceae. The record is from RefSeq and is a predicted model, not a curated record. Bases 2228 to 2881 code for a protein of 217 amino acids. The transcript is spliced from 8 exons.
UAAGGGAUCCAUAUUCUUCUUUUGGUUGUCUACGCUAAUUUUCUUUUGGUAGCUAGAUGUAUGACUAAGAUUAAGAAAAUAAACUAAAUUGAACCUAAAGCGGAUGGUGAUGGUGGUAGUGACUACGGAGGCUGUUGAAUCGGAAUAGUCUUUCAGUGGUGAUGGAUGGGCAGUGAUAAUGGUGGUAUUAUGCUGAAAGUAGUGGAGUUGUGGUGGUGGUGAUUGUGGUGCAGUUCAUGUGGGGUGCAGUUCAAGGUUGAGUACCUUGAGUUAAAUUUCGGUGACAUGGCUGUUGCUAAGGCAUUGCAUAUGGGGUUUUUAAUCAUAUUGGCCUAAGAGACGGUAGCCCAAGUUCAUUAGUAAGUCCAUUUUUAAUAAUUAGAAGAAAAAUGGAAUAUAAAAUAUCUUUAAUCAUAAAAGCAAUACACAGUCUUUCAAAAAAAUAAAUAAAAUUAAAAGAAUACACAACAUUUCAUAUAAUUCCAAAGUUCCAAUACCAUACCCUAGUUUUUUUUUUUUUUUUUUUUUUUUUUUUUUGUGAAAUAAAAUACCAAGGUCUCUCCUAGUAAUGUUUCAUGUUUGUUUUUCUUUGUCUUUAAACUUUGGAUGACAAGAACCAAGUCUAAUAUAAUUAGUAAUCUGUCUGGCUAAUUAGAUGUGACAAGUAAAUUUUAAGUUGAUAAUUUAAUUUUUUCUAUGCUACAUAUCUUUGUCAUAGGGAAUUUAGUGUUGGGCAUAACUUUGAUUAGUUGUUGGAUAAUGUUAAGGGCAUCCAAUUAUGUCUAUAAAUAUAUCAUAGUACGAUUUAUUGAUUUGGAGUGUCUUGUAGUAUUAUAUUGUAAGAAAACAAAGACAGGAUGAAUUUUGAGUUAGGAUUAUCAGUAGUAGUAAUCAUAUUGUCAAUGUUAGGAUUAGUAAUAUGGUGGUUGAAUGAGAUAUGGCAUAUGAGGCCGGUGAAGUUAAGGUGUUCAACAUUUAACACCAAAAUACCACCUGGUCAUUUGGGUCUUCCUUUAUUUGGAGAGACCUUGUCAUUUCUUUGGUUCUUCAACAAAGCUCGUCGUCCUGAUGAUUUUAUCAACUCCAAGAAAUCCAUGUACGGGGAUAAUGUGGGAGUUUAUAUAAUAUACGAUUUAAUCUGUCUUCCGGAUUCUCUUAACCGAUUUCUACUCCAAGUCCAAUGUUGUUUUGUUGAAACCCUUGAAUUAUGGUCCGAAAAGCCCAAAGUCACAGCUAUUCGUCAAAUGCAAAAGGUAAACUAAUCUUUCUCAAUUAUACUUCCCCAUCUCACAAAGGGAUAGUUAUCAAUGAAGGAUAAGGAAGGGAGAGAGUUAAGCGAGGAAGAUGUGUUAAGUUACUGUUGUGAGCACUAUCAACGUUGGUCAUGCUUCCAUUGCUGUUUUGGCAACAUAUGGUCUCUAUUUUUUAGCCAAAUCACCCCCAUGUUCUUCACUAGCUUAUGGUAUAAUUGCAAUAAUUUUGAUACAGAGUACUUAUUUGUGACUCCUUUUAUUUCUAUUUGAAAUCUUUAUACUAUAUAUAUGAAUGCACACGAUUGCUUAUAAAUAUAAACUACAAGCAUAAUUAAUCAUGACAUAUUCAUUGAACGUGUAAAGAAAACAAGGAUAUGACACAAGAGAAGAAAGGUGGGCACAUAACAUAUGAAGAUAUAAAGAACGAAGCUCAAGUAUACAAACAACUGAACAAGGUGAUAGAUGAAACAAUUAGAUUGGCAAAUCUUACCAGCUUUGUUUUCUGGAAAGCUACUAAUGAUAUUGAAAUUAAAGAGAAAGGUCUGGAAAUGGUUCUUCCAGAGAAGACUCUGGUUAAGUCAGCCGCUGAGAUCAGAAAGGAACAAUUAGAGAAAAAGAAGGACCAACUGGCGGCCAAAGACGAUGGGACGGGAAGCAAGAACGUCCCUCGGUCUCUAAGGUAGAUGCUAAAGAGGCCGGGAGAGGAGCCCGCCCAACCUUCUUCCCAAAGGCGGAGGGUCGCGUCUGAACCUGCCCCUGCCUCUGCCGGAAGAUAGCCGGCUCCUGAGAGGCCUACUUCAGCAGGCAAGAGUCUGUGAGAUCUGGGCCUAGGCUCAGGGCCGGCUGAGGCCAGAGCUGGGGAGCCUGAGGUUCCCUCUAGCGGGGUGCUUACUGUUGCAUCCGGCUCUAAUGCGGCUGGGGGUGGUGUCACCCCUCAGCCUGAAAACCAAGAUCUGCAAAACUACGCCAAGAGAAUGCUGAGGACUUUCACCCGAUCCGAAAAGGAGGCGGUACCGGGUAUCAACCAGGUCAACAUUGACCGCAUUAACUCACUUCUGGCUGAGGUGAUGUUGAAGGUUGAUGGAAUGAAGGUCCCCUUGCGGAAAAAACAAAAGGAGGAGGAGUUGAUCAAGGAGCUCACGGCUGCUGCUGAUAGAGCCAACAAAAAGGCAGCCGAUCGUGAACUCGAAGUCAACAAACUCAAGGCUGACGUCAAAGCCUUGGGGGAGGCUGACAAGGAGAACAACGAGCUGAAGGCUGAGGUCACCCGGCUGAAGAAUGAGCUGGCCCAGACUCAGAUGGAGCACAAGGACCAGUUGGCGGCUGAGCAGGACCAGCUGGUUACUGAGAACGAGCGCGACUGCGAAGAGCGCAUGAAGAUGGCAUGGUCUAUGAUCCAUCCGGACACCGACUAUGCCUUCUUCGACUUGAGGUACAAAUACGCUACUGAAGUAUUUGACGCUCAGGUUCUCGGGACAGAGAAGCCGACGCCCUUUGAAGAAUGGGCCGACAUCGAGGAGGAGGAGCACGCGGAAGAGAUAGUGCCGGGUGAGGCUGGAGAAGCCCAAACCCAGAAAACUCAAGAAGCCCCUCCUGCCGGUCAGGGCCAGCCGUCACAACAGCAAUAGCAGCAACAACAAUAGCUUAACAUUUUUUAUUCCUGCCUUCAUCCGGCCUGCGUGCCGCGUACUUUCUGUAUCUUCUGCCGGAAAAGGGUCCGACUGACAUUUUAAUUAUAUAUAUAUGCCGACUGGGUCGGUUUUGCUUUGA